Molecule: messenger RNA, 851 nt
Organism: Anoplophora glabripennis (Asian longhorned beetle)
Lineage: Eukaryota; Metazoa; Arthropoda; Insecta; Coleoptera; Cerambycidae
Product: UPF0669 protein C6orf120 homolog
Exons: 4
Coding region: 285-791 (168 amino acids)
Source: RefSeq, a predicted model, not a curated record
CCACAGAAUUCGACAUUGGUUUUGUUUUGUAUUUAUUUUUAAAAAAUUUUUUUAAAUUUAAUACGAGUGUAGUGGUUGUUAUAUUUUACGAGCAAUUUUGAAUCUUCCUUCUAAUGUUGACAAUGAGAUCAGAGAAUUUAAAGUUAUUGGAAUUAAUUUUUGGUAAUCCAUAACCUGUGAAGCAAAUAGUAAUCUUAUUAAAAAUGCAUGUAUAUUGUCUAAUACUAGUGAAAAACUUUUAGAUUUUUGUGGUGGCAGCCAAUUGCGAUAUAUCUACUUCUCAAAUGGAACUAUUGGGACGUAAAGAAGGGACUGUUGGGAAUGAAAAUUUUUCUUACUAUUAUAUUCAUCAUUUAGGAAAUAUAUUAUUAUCAUUAAAGACUAAUACAGGGGAUGCUGAUAUGUAUGUUUCGGAGACAAACAUGAUACCAACCUAUGAUCCAGAUACAUACGAUUUGCAUUCGGCUACUUGUGGCCAAGAUGUAAUAGAAAUUUCCAGCAAUUUCAAGAGUCCAAUAUCAGUUGGAAUAUUUGGACAUUCUGCCUAUGACGAGAGCAGUUAUACUUUAGAAAUUUUUAAGAAUCCCAUGGAGGAUGGUGAACAAGUCAGUUCUUUUUUAAUAAUUGAAGAAGGAAAUAAAGAAGGUGUACCUGAAAUAAAAGUUAUCCCCAAAGAUGAUAAAGGAAAGUUAUCGAUUAAGUCAAAAACCAAAAAGAAAUUGCAAAAUGUUUCUGCAAAAGUGAGUGGAAUAUUUUCCCUCUUUGAAAUUAUUGAAUUGAUAUUUUUAUAGAUUAAAUUGUUACUUAAAAGUGUUACGUUUUAUAUAUUUAAAUAAAUAAAAUCCAUUUUU